This is a messenger RNA of Fusarium pseudograminearum CS3096, 729 nucleotides long. RefSeq lists its product as uncharacterized. The coding region runs from base 1 to 729 and encodes 242 amino acids. The record is from RefSeq and is a predicted model, not a curated record. The transcript has a single exon. NCBI's taxonomy places the organism in Eukaryota, Fungi, Ascomycota, Sordariomycetes, Hypocreales, Nectriaceae.
AUGCCUCCCAUUCCCAUUCAUACCUCGAGCCCCAUCGUGGCAGCAAAGCCCGAUGGUGUCACCCCCAAGACAGCUGAAUCAGGCGAUCCGGGAGCCUCGUCUAAUGUACCAGCAAGCAACGAAGUACCUACUUCUACCUACCCGGCAGCUCAACCAGGAGCGCGCCCGUCAAUGCCAGCUCCAACCGGAGCGCCCCAGGCUUUCGCACCCGUCCAGCCGGCGCCGACUCGGACCACUAUGAACUAUAGCCCUCCAGCUCCGCAACCCGGCGCAGUCCCGGUGCCGCCAAAUGGAUAUCAACUCCCACCACCUCCCAAGACUGGAGAGACGCUACGUGAUACUCAGAUGCAGCCUACGCAGAUGCCUCCCCAGAUGUCCUAUGCUCCCGUAUCCAAUGGAUCGGAGUUCACCGUACCUCGCUCAUCGACGGUAACGGCGGCUGGCCCGUCACCGAUGGCUGGCUUGGGCCCAACGGCCGUGCUGGGCGGAACCGGCGGUAGCGACUUUUCUCACCCACCUGGCUACCACCAGAACGUGCACGCAUCCGAAUUCACUAGUUCGCAGCGCGCUGCACACGAAGCUUCCGUAUCUCAGGAACGCAGGCCAUCAUUGAUAGGGGACGACGAGGGCGAGGGAGUCUGGUCGGCCGCCAAGAAGUGGGCUUCGGCUGCCGGCGAGAGUCUUGCUGCAGCUGAGAAUGAAGUGUGGAAGCGAAUCAACAAGGACUAG